UCUGGCUUGAUUGGCAGUUCUUCCAUGGCAUUAUCCAGCAACAACUCUGAAGCUCCAGUCUCUGAAUUCUUCCUCAUCUGCUUCCCUAACUACCAGACUUGGCAGCAUUGGCUGUCCUUGCCCCUCAGCCUCCUCUUCCUCCUGGCCAUGGGGGCCAAUGCCACCCUUCUCAUCACCAUCAGGAUGGAGGCCUCUCUUCAUGAGCCCAUGUACUACCUGCUCAGCCUUCUCUCCCUUCUGGACAUUGUGCUCUGCCUCACUGUCAUACCUAAGGUCCUAGCCAUCUUCUGGUUUGACAACAAAUCCAUCAGCUUCUCUGCCUGCUUCCUCCAGAUGUUCAUCAUGAACAGUUUCCUGACGAUGGAGUCCUGCACCUUCAUGGUCAUGGCCUAUGAUCGCUAUGUGGCCAUCUGCAAGCCUCUGCAGUACCCAUCUAUCAUCACAGACCAGUUUGUGGCUAGAGCUGCCAUCUUUAUUAUAAGCAGGAAUACAUUUUUUUCUCUUCCUGUCCCUAUCCUUUCUGCCAGACUAAAGUACUGUGCUCAGAACAUUGUCAAGAACUGCAUCUGCACCAACUUGUCUGUAUCCAAACUCUCUUGUGAUGACAUCACCUUCAAUAAACUAUACCAGCUUGUAGCAGGUUGGACCCUGCUGGGCUCUGACCUCAUCCUCAUUGUUCUCUCUUACUCUUUUAUCUUCAAUGUUGUGCUCAGGAUCAAAGCUGAGGGAGCUGUAGCCAAAGCCCUGAGCACAUGUGGUUCCCACUUUAUCCUCAUCCUCUUCUUCAGCACAGUCUUGCUGGUGCUGGUUAUCACAAACCUGGCCAGGGAGAGGAUUCCCCCGGAUGUUCCCAUCCUUCUCAACAUCCUGCAUCAUCUCAUCCCCCCAGCUCUGAACCCCAUUGUUUAUGGAGUAAGAACCAAAGAGAUCAAGCAGGGAAUCCAGAACUUGCUGAGGAGGUUGUAAGAGGUACUCAGUGCCUUU
Molecule: messenger RNA, 984 nt
Organism: Peromyscus maniculatus bairdii (prairie deer mouse)
Lineage: Eukaryota; Metazoa; Chordata; Mammalia; Rodentia; Cricetidae
Product: olfactory receptor 56A4
Biological process (GO): G protein-coupled receptor signaling pathway
Cellular component (GO): plasma membrane
Molecular function (GO): G protein-coupled receptor activity; olfactory receptor activity
Source: RefSeq, a predicted model, not a curated record